Molecule: messenger RNA, 2103 nt
Organism: Equus quagga
Lineage: Eukaryota; Metazoa; Chordata; Mammalia; Perissodactyla; Equidae
Gene: DERA
Product: deoxyribose-phosphate aldolase
Exons: 9
Coding region: 504-1460 (318 amino acids)
Biological process (GO): carbohydrate catabolic process; deoxyribonucleotide catabolic process
Cellular component (GO): cytoplasm
Molecular function (GO): deoxyribose-phosphate aldolase activity
Source: RefSeq, a predicted model, not a curated record
CUGAGAAAGGCAGUUGUGCCAGUGUCACACUGAAUUACUGUCAGAGCUGGGCUAAGAAACCAGGUCUUCUCUCUCCUAGGUCCCUUCGUGUCUCAGGUCCUGGCGCUCCUUCUGGUCACGAAGUCCAGAUUAGAAGUAACAGUGCGCUCGGGGGCCUGGUUUGCUCCUUGACCUCCUUUCCAAGGCUGAGGGAUCCCUGCUGCCAUUUUGGGGUUGGGGCUGCAGCGCUCUGCACCCAGUCAUGGAGAGGGGUCCCCUCCCCUCUGGUGACGCAAUCUUACAGUUCAAAGUUUCUAAAAGUUUCUAUUCGGCGCAGCCGGCAACUCAAGGAUUGUAAGACGGGUUUUGCAGCUGGUGCUCGACGUCCGCGCCUCGCCGGGAGCACCGAGAGCAUCCUCGCAGGGCCGCGGGCCUGGCUCCGCCCCCAGCGGGCCGGGGCGGGGCGAGCGCGCCGGGGCCGCGGCGGCCAGGAAGGAGGAAGGGCAGGCGCCGGGGACCGCGCCAUGGCGGCGCACAACCUGGGCACCGAGCUGGACCUUAGCUGGAUCUCCAAAGUACAAGUGAAUCACCCAGCAGUUCUGAGGCGAGCACAGCAAGUCCAGGCUCGCAGAACCGUGAAAAAGGAGUGGCAAGCUGCUUGGCUCCUGAAAGCUGUGACCUUUAUAGACCUUACUACACUUUCAGGUGAUGACACAUCUUCCAACGUUCAGAGGCUCUGUUAUAAAGCCAAGUAUCCCAUCCGGGAAGACCUCUUAAAAGCUUUAAAUAUGCAUGAUAAAGACAUUACUACAGCUGCCGUUUGUGUUUAUCCCGCCCGGGUGUGUGAUGCAGUAAGAGCACUGAAGGCUGCAGGCUGUAAUAUUCCGGUGGCAUCAGUGGCCACUGGCUUUCCAGCUGGACAGACUCAUUUAAAAACAAGAUUAGAAGAGAUCAGAUUGGCUGUGGAAGACGGAGCUACCGAAAUCGAUGUAGUAAUUAACAGGUCCUUGGUGCUGACAGGCCAGUGGGAAGCCCUGUAUGAUGAGAUCCGUCAGUUUCGCAAGGCCUGUGGGGAGGCUCAUCUCAAAACCAUCUUAGCAACAGGAGAACUUGGAUCUCUUACUAAUGUCUAUAAAGCCAGUAUGAUAGCAAUGAUGGCAGGAUCAGAUUUUAUUAAGACCUCUACUGGAAAAGAAACAGUAAAUGCCACCUUCCCCGUAGCUAUAGUAAUGCUACGGGCCAUUAGAGAUUUCUUCUGGAAAACUGGAAACAAGAUAGGCUUCAAACCAGCAGGAGGCAUCCGCAGUGCAAAGGAUGCCCUUGCUUGGCUCUCUCUCAUAAAGGAGGAGCUAGGAGAUGAGUGGCUGAAGCCAGAACUCUUUCGAAUAGGUGCCAGCACUCUGCUUUCGGACAUCGAGAGGCAGAUUUACCAUCACGUGACUGGAAGAUAUGCAGCUUAUCAUGAUCUUCCAAUGUCUUAAAUCAGCGACGAAUUCCAGAAAAGUUUUUUACGAAGUUUAAAAAUUAUUUUUCUGCAUAAUUGCCAAAAUUAUUUAAUUAAAAAAUGAGGGAAUAGGCAACUGACUUUUUUCCCUUGAAAUUUCCAUUGAAUUUAAUUCAAAGAAUUAAAGAAAAAAACCCAGCUUGUCUACACAUGGUACUCAUUUCAGGCGUGUUUGUAAUGGUCUUAGUUCCUAGAAGAUCUGAACUAUUAAUUUUGUGAAGCUUUUCUCUUAAAAACUCUGAGUAAAAUGUUAAUGAUAGCUUUGACCAUGUUAAAUUCUAAUGGAAAAAAAAAAUGUUAAACUGCCCAAGAAAUGUGCUCUAGCAAAAGAAAAUAUAGCAUCCUGAUCUGCUGGCUGUACUGUGACUAAACUUCAAGAGUCACUGACUCAGCACUAAUUUCUGCUGUGAAAAUCCGUCUUUAAUUUUUGCAACAGAUAUGCUCCUUUAUUAAUCGUUUUGCUAAUGAAAUUUCUGUUGUUAUAUAAAGCUAUGGAUAUCAUAGAAUUUUUUAAUUAAGAAAUCCCUGUAGUUGUUUAUUUUAAAAAGGGAAACUUUAAAUUGUAACAAUACAUAUUGAAAAAUUAAUCCAUUAAACAUAUAAUGAAGUUUUAUCAAUGA